Molecule: messenger RNA, 6161 nt
Organism: Pungitius pungitius (ninespine stickleback)
Lineage: Eukaryota; Metazoa; Chordata; Actinopteri; Perciformes; Gasterosteidae
Gene: f5
Product: coagulation factor V
Exons: 25
Coding region: 3-5789 (1928 amino acids)
Cellular component (GO): plasma membrane
Molecular function (GO): signaling receptor activity; copper ion binding
Source: RefSeq, a predicted model, not a curated record
ACAUGUUUAAUAGCGAAUGUGUGUGUGUGUGUGUGCGUUUGUGUCAGAUAAAGCACCUCUCCGCGUCAGAUCCCAGCUGCUUCACUUGGUACAGUGGACCGGUUUCACCUGGAGGGUUGAUGUCAGACAUGAGGCUCCGUUCCUGGACUGGAGCUCGGUGUCUCCUGGCUGUCCUGGUCCUCCUGACUGUCCUUCACGUCAAAGCGGAGCAGCAGCAGGAGCAGCAGCCCAAGGAGAGGCACUAUUACAUCGCCGCUGUGGAGAUAAACUGGGACUACUCUGGAAAUGAGACAAACAGGUUUGGGCCCACCUAUAAGAAAGUGGUCUUUCGGGAGUAUGACAGAGACUUCAAACAGGCUAAGACCCAUCCAUCCUGGUUAGGUCUGCUGGGGCCCACCCUGAGGGCCGAGGAGGGCGAGACCCUCGUGGUCACUUUCAGAAACAUGGCCUCUGGACCGCACAGCAUCCACCCCCACGGGAUCGCCUACGGGAAACAGUCGGAGGGGGCCAACUACUUUGACAACACGUCACAGAAGGAGAAAGAGGACGACGUGGUGCAGCCCAACGGCGAGCACGUUUACUACUGGGAGGUGACCUCGGAGGUUUCUCCACAGGAGCAUGACCCCACCUGCCUCACCUACACCUACGUCUCCCACAUAGACAUUGUGGAGGACUACAACUCGGGCCUCAUUGGCGCUUUGCUCGUCUGCAAGUCUGGCAGCCUGGAUGCGUCGGGGCAGCAGGUGGACGUCCACCAGGAGUACGUGUUCCUCUUUGGGGUUUUUGAUGAGAGGGAGAGCAAGUACGAGCCAAACAGCCAUGGCAACCCGGUGAAGUACACCAUCAACGGAUACGUGAUGGGGUCGCUACCCGACGUCAGUGUGUGCGCCUUCGCCUCCGUGAGCCUGCAUCUGGUCGGCAUGAGCUCGGAGCCAGAGGUGUUCUCGGUGCACAUGAACGGCCAGGUGCUGCAGCAGACCGGACACAAAGUGUCCUCGGUGGGCCUCAUCGGCGGCUCCACCGCCACCGCCGGCAUGGUGGCCCUCCACCCGGGCCGCUGGCUGCUCUCCUCGCACACCGUCAAGCACAUGGAGGCCGGCAUGCACGGCUUUGUGGAUGUCAAAAAGUGUGACGGCUUCGAGGCCCCGAAGCGGAGGAUGACAGUGGCCGAGAAACGGCACAGCAAGGUGUGGACGUACUACAUAGCUGCUGAGGAAAUCACCUGGGACUAUGCGCCCAACAUGAAGGAACACAUUGACGGGGACUUCAAGCUCCAGUACCUCAGGCAGUCGUCAAAACGCAUAGGUGGGAAGUACAAGAAGGCGGUGUACGUGCUGUACAAAAACGAGUCGUUCACUGAGAAGGUGGAGUCAAAGCAAAGGAGAAAUGAGCUUGGGAUCUUGGGCCCGGUGAUCAAAGCGCAAAUCAGAGACAUCAUCAAGAUUGUUUUUAAGAACAAGGCCUCCAGGCCCUACAGUAUCUACCCACAUGGACUGACGAUAGAGAAGUCAGAAGAGGGAGUCAACUACCCAGAAGGAGGCAACCAGUCUCACGGUGUCCAGCCAGGGGAGACACACACCUACCUGUGGAGAGUGGUGGACGAGGACGAGCCUUUCGAAGCGGACCCGCGGUGUUUGACGCGACUGUACCACAGUGCAGUGGACACGCCGCGCGACAUCGCCUCGGGACUGAUCGGACAAAUCCUCAUCUGCAAGAGUCAGUCGCUCAAUAUCAGGGGCGUGCAGCUAAAAGCAGACAAGGAGCAGCACGCCAUGAUGGCCGUGUUUGAUGAGAACAAGAGCUGGUACGUGGAUGAAAACAUCCGCAGAUAUUGCGAUUGGUCCCAGGUCAACAAGGGAGACCCGGAAUUUUACAAGUCCAACGUCAUGCACACAAUUAACGGCUACGUGUUUGAGAGCGGCGAGCUCCUGGGCUUCUGCAACGGCGAGGUGGCGACGUGGCACGUGUCCAGCAUCGGAGCGCAAGACUACAUCCAGACGGUCACGUUCUACGGCCAUCCGUUCGAGCUGAACGGGCGGACGGAGGCCUUCCUCAGCCUCUACCCAAUGACCGGAGAGACCAUCAGCAUGAGGAUGGACAACAUCGGUGUGUGGCUCAUGGCUUCCCUGAAUUCCCACGAGACAACCAAAGGAGUGCGAGUGAAGUUCAACGAUGUUGAGUGCUAUCGUGACUACCACUAUGAGGACUCUGAAUAUGAGAAUGCAGGACCGCAAAAAGAGUUUACUGUGUGGAACCCUCCGAGUUUGGACAAUAUCAAGAAGGGAGAGAAGCCAAAACCUGCAAAGACCACGGCGACAGAGACAGACAAUUACACAGAUAUGUUUGCAACCGAAUUAGGUCUCAGGUCCCUGAAGAACCAAUCCAGUGAGCCAGAUGUGGAACAGCUGGACCUCUCUUCCCUCGACUACGAUGUUAUUGAUGUGCCUGAUGGAGAUUCAGGGAUCAACCUGAAUGUCAAGGAGACAAAGAAUAUAAGUCGGAUCUCCAUCCCAAAGCCAAAUACACUAAAUGAGACAUCAUUUUCAAACUGGCUAAACCUCACUGCAGUUAAUUUAUUGAAGCAAAGCAUCAGUGAGAACACCACCCACGUGCAAAACAAUACCGCACAAGCAACCUUCGGCAAUUCUUCAAGCAUUUUGCUGCUGAACAACAGCAUAACCGCAAACAGCAGUGUGUCCCCAGCGUCGAGUGUUGAUAACGAUACAGUGUCCACCACAAAGAACAUCAUGCUUCACAACGCUACGGGUUUAUCAACGGUAGGAAAUGUAUCAACAGAGAUUAGCAAUUUUACGGAAACUUCACUUCGAAAUCUUAGUUCUGUCGUGGAGGCCGAUGGAGCGACCCUGACCAGUGACGACCAGACUCCUGAGGAGAGACUCACCCGAGGGGACGUGUUCUUUUACUCGUCCAAUACCAGCGCAGACCUUCUCCACAGCUCACCAGAAGGCAACGCCACAUCUCAGCCACACGGGGCAGGAGAGGAAGAAGAGGUAGUUGAGACUAUUCCAGCCAAUUCAGGGGCUGAAAAUGUGACACACAGUCCACUUGGAGCAGGGCGUCCGCAGAAUGUCACGGCGAAGGUAUCCAGAUCGAAUGCAUCAGAGGCGAUUCGUUCAGAGGGUGGGGAGAACAUCACAGCUCUUCCCGGUGAGCGGAACCGCACAUCCUCUGCACAGGGUUUCUCCAACGAGACGGACCUGUCCCUCUCCAGCGAUGAUGAGGAGCCGAGCGCCUCGGACAGCACAGAAGAAGUUCUGAUCUACCUUUCAGGAAACAAAGGAGCGGUGAUUAAAACCAUCUCAGUCAAAACGCAGGGGCACAACUGGACCUACGAGGGUACUCACCAAAUGGAAACGGUGGAGUUGUCCGAAGACGUGUUGAAGUACUUGGGGAGAGAAACCACUCAAACGCCGCCCCCCCAAAAAAAGAAGCUCAAGAGGGUAAACCUUCGAGAGUUGGCCAACAAAGGCAAAGUCUUGAAAACAAAGAAGAAGAAGGAGUACAAGCCUCAGUCCAGAAGUGCCUCACCGUUCUCUCCUCGUGGAUUCCAUCCAAACAUGACCCCACGCGGAUCCAGACCUCUUCUGCCGCAGCCCGUCUCCGAGGAGGAGGAGGAGCUCAUUAACGAGCCCGUCGUCAUCGGUGUGCCUCGCCCCGAUUUCAGCGACUACGAGCUGUACGUUCCCGGGGACGAACCGGAUCAUCUCGACCUGGAUGGGGAAAAUGUGAAGGCAAAUGAAUACGAGUUUGUGACCUACAUGGACCCCUACAAAAGUUAUGAAGAAUUCAAGACUCUGAACCUGGAUGACACCACAAAGUACUACUCAAAACUCUUAGGCCCAAAUGACAGGAUAUAUUUCAUUGCUGCAGAAGAGGUCCAGUGGGACUAUAGUGGCUACGGACAGAGGAGGCAAGAGAAGUCGGAACAAAACAGCAGAGAAACCAAAUUCACCAAGGUGGUUUUCCGAGGUUACAUGGACAGCAGCUUCAGCACACCUGACACCCGUGGAGAGAUGGACGAGCAUCUGGGCCUCCUGGGACCGGUCAUCAGGGCCGAGGUGGACCAACGCAUCAUGGUUGUCUUCAAGAACAAAGCCAACCGUCCGUACUCCUUACACGCAGAUGGGGUUACGUAUACCAAGCAGACCGAGGGCCUGUCCUAUGAGGACGGCUCCGAGUACUGGUACAAAUACGACAAUGACGUCCAACCCAACACUACCUUCACGUAUAUAUGGAAGGUUCAAUCCGAGGCCGGACCAAUGCCAGGCGAGUCUCACUGUCGGACUUGGGCCUACUAUUCCGGUGUCAAUCCUGAAAAGGACAUCCACUCUGGCCUGAUUGGGCCUUUGUUGGUGUGUCGAGAGGGCACUCUGAGCCGGACAGAACCCGCAAUGAGGGAGUUCACCUUGCUCUUCAUGACCAUCGAUGAGUCGCAGAGCUGGUACUACGACCAGAACCACGAGUUGAUGCAAAGGAAAAACAGAAGGAGGGCGAUGGGGUACAACUUCAAGGACACCCUCAAAUUCCACUCCAUCAACGGCAUCAUCUACAACCUGAAGGGCCUGAGGAUGUACACCGACGAGCUGGUGUGCUGGCACCUGAUCAACAUGGGUUCUCCCAAAGACUUUCAGAGCGUCCACUUCCACGGACAGACGUUCAUUCACAAGAAGAUCGGCAGCUACCGACAGGCCGUCUACCCGCUGCUGCCCGGGAGCUUUGCCACCCUGGAGAUGUACCCAUCCAAACCCGGCCUGUGGCAGCUGGAGACAGAAGUCGGUCUGAACCAACAGAAGGGCAUGCAGACCCUCUUUCUGGUUCUGGAUAACGAGUGCUACCGUCCGCUGGGUUUAGAAUCGGGAAGCGUGAAAGACAACCAGAUCACAGCAAACAACAGCAGAGAAUACUGGGAGCCCCAUCUGGCCAGAUUGAACAAUAAGGGUAAAAUCAACGCAUGGAGUACAGAGCAGAACAGGAGCUGGAUUCAGGUAGACUUCCAGAGGCCAGUUGUGAUCAGCCAGGUGGCCACGCAGGGAGCCAGGCAGAUGUUCCAGUCCCAGUUUGUGGAAAAGUUCUCCGUCUCCUACAGGACCGACCGCCGCAACUGGAUCUUCCACAGGGGCGACAGCAGGGACUUACAGAAGGUGUUCACUGGGAACAAGGAGGCCUACGAGACCACGAAAAACGUCUUCAAUCCCCCCGUGAUUGGGCGGUAUAUAAGGCUACACCCGUUACAGUGGUACAACAAGGCCACGGUCCGCAUGGAGUUCUACGGCUGUGAGCUCGAUGGCUGCUCGGUGCCUCUGGGGAUGGAAAGCGGACAGAUAGAAGACCAUUUCAUCACAGCCAGCUCCUCCGCCUCCAGCUGGUACUCUGGACCCUGGAAACCUUCUCUUGGACGCCUCAAUAAACAGGGCGCAAUCAAUGCAUGGCAGGCCAAGUACAGUGGCAUGGACCAGUGGCUUCAGGUGGAGCUGCCCCGCGUCAAAAAGAUCUCCGGUAUCGUUACGCAAGGAGCCAAGUCUCUGGGGAAAGAGAUGUAUGUCAUGUCCUACUCCAUCAUGUACAGCAGCAACGGGGUACACUGGAGCCAGUACACGGACGAUGACAGCCUCCCUUUCAAGACUUUCUUGGGAAACAGCAACAACAACGACCACGUGAGGAACUACAUCUACCCUCCGAUUUUCUCCCGCUUCAUCCGAAUCCUCCCGAGAAGCUGGUGGAACUCCAUCACCAUGCGGAUAGAACUGCUGGGCUGUGAAUUUGAGUGAAAUGCGGAUACGCGCGUACCACAUGACGCGGGGGUCAAGUCAACCGUGGACACUUCAUGCACAGAUAUAUCAAAGCUUUUGAAUGCAGUUGAAAACAAGAAUAGAAUUGCAUUGAUUGCUGAGACCAAAACCUUUUUCUUCAUAUAAUGUGAAAAGCAUUUUGUUAAAAAUAGCCGCACAGUUAGAGUGAACUAUAAAAGUCAUAGAAAUGUGAACUACGUGUGUAUAAUCCAAACCUUUUGGUCAGCAGUUAUGCUUUUGGAACAAUUUGUGGAAAUGCUGCAUUUUGUCACAAAUGAUCACAAAUGAAUGUAAAUAUGUAUCCAGAAAUCCUGUAUAAUUUGUUUUUAAAUAAAUAUGAUUACCCCUCUC